This is a messenger RNA of Chrysoperla carnea, 393 nucleotides long. RefSeq names its product ragulator complex protein LAMTOR3-A-like. Gene Ontology annotation, biological process: positive regulation of TOR signaling; cellular response to amino acid stimulus. Gene Ontology annotation, cellular component: Ragulator complex. The record is from RefSeq and is a predicted model, not a curated record. The transcript has 4 exons. The coding region runs from base 1 to 393 and encodes 130 amino acids. NCBI's taxonomy places the organism in Eukaryota, Metazoa, Arthropoda, Insecta, Neuroptera, Chrysopidae.
AUGGUUGAAAUUAAAUUUAUUGAACAGGAAUUAAAGAAGUACAUGAACACGUUACUAAACAGAGUUCAUGGAUUGCAUUGCAUAUUAAUUUCGGAUAGGGAUGGUGUCCCAGUUGUUAAAGUAACAAGUGAUAAAGUUCCUGAACUAGCGCAACGUCCAACAUUUCUCUCAACAUUUGCGUUAGCUUCGGAUCAAGGCAGUAAACUUGGUUUAGGUAAAAAUAAAACAUUGAUUUGUAUGUAUUCCCAAUAUCAAGUGAUUCAAUUCAAUAAAUUACCGCUUGUGAUCAAUUUGAUUGCAAGUAGUGAAGCUAACACAGGUCAUUGUCUUGCUUUAGAAGAAUAUCUUGAACCGAUUUUAAAUGAUUUAAAAACUGCUGUUAUUGAACCUUAA